AUCGAGGAAUUGCAUGCCGACACCCAGGAAGAGACUCUGGCAGACAGAGUGACUCCUCACCACCAACGAAUGUGCCAGCAACCCUUGCCUCAAUGGCGGUACCUGUGUCGACAUGUUCAGCGGCUACUUCUGCAGAUGUCCCGCCAACUGGCAGGGCCCCCGCUGUACACAAGACGUGAACGAGUGUAGCGCCUAUGCCGGAACAGACAUGGGUUGCCAGAAUGGCGCCACUUGUGUCAACACUCCUGGCAGCUUCCGGUGCAUGUGUGCGACUAACUGGUACGGCAUUCACUGCAGUGAGAGACACGAUGACUGCACGGGCGCAUCUCACUCUGAGCUAUGUGGGCAUGGAACUUGUGUUAAUGAGGCUAGAGUCUCGCCUGGCAUGGUUAGUGUGUGUCUUCGGGUGGUUUGCAUCAACUGUCGGGGAUCGAGGACGUGUGGCCCUUGUCCCUCAGGUUACCAAGGCGACGGUGUGACGUGUACGUACGUGGGUCAGUGCAGUAGCAACAAUGGUGGAUGUCAUCCUUUGGCCACUUGCCUGGAGUCUGGUGGUUUCGGCGUGUCCUGUCAAUGUCCAAACGGCUACAUAGGGUCAGGAGUUGGCCCACAGGGCUGUGCUAGCCAGAGCCAGAACAGCACUGGAUGUAACAGCAACCCUUGUAUGAACGGAGGCUCUUGUGUGUGCGGUGGGCGUCUAUCUGGCAACAGCCAUGGCGAGAUCAGCAGUCCCGGUUACCCUGGCAACUACCCACACAACCGCGACUGUGUCUGGGUGGUGUCCGUUGACCCCGGCUCAAACAUCAUGUUCACCUUCGCCACCCUCGCCCUCGAGUCGCACGCCAACUGCAGCUACGACUUUUUGCAGCCCCAACCUCUCAUCUCGUCCUCCUCUUUCCUCCCUCACCGCUCUCUCUCUCUCCUCCUUCCAGCCUGCGGAGGAACAUUCUCAGGCACUGAGGGCACCAUCCGCUCCCCGGACUACCCCAAUGCCUACCGCCACUCCGCCGACUGUGGCUACCUGAUCACUGUGGCGGAAGGUUCCAGAGUCCUGCUCACCUUCACCGACUUCAGUCUGGAGGAGGAGGACGACUGCGACUUUGACUAUGUCGAGGUGUAUGACGGAACUAAUGCGGAUGCAUCCCGGAUCGGCGACCGACUGUGUGGGGAGAACCGACCAUCGGAGAUCCGAGCCACGGGCAAUGCCAUGUUCCUCCGCUUUGUCACCGACUCUUCCAUCAGUGACCGGGGAUUCCAGGCUACUUACAGCGCGUUUGAGGGAGGCUGUGGCGAAGUCAUCAAUGCUAACGCUGGAGUAGUGAGCAGCCCUGGUCACCCCAGCUUCUACCCGCACGGCCUCAACUGCACGUGGUACAUCACGGUGGACCCCGGAUACAUCGUACGUCUGUCCUUCCACAUGUUCAGCCUGGAGAACGGAUGUAGCUUCGACUUUGUUGAGGUCUACGAUAACUCUACGAUGUAUAUACCCAGCAGACUGGGCCGAUACUGCGGCUCCACCUUCCCUCGCUUCCUGACCUCCACCGAGAACGAGAUGGUCAUCCACAUGCGCACAGACGGCAGUGUGGCCAGGGAAGGCUUCUCUGCCUCUUUCGCAGCCCUCAACGCUUCCGCACGUAAUUAUGAUAAUAAUAAUAAUAAAAAUGAUAAUUCACACAGCAGUUGUAACUUUGACUUUUUGGAGAUCCGUGAAGAUGGCCCCUCUGGUCGGGUCCUGGGCAAGUUGUGCGGCUCCACCAUGCAUAACCCGAUCACCUCCACAAGUAAUCGCAUUUGGAUGCAGUACCGGACGGAUUACUCUGUCUCCGGCCGUGGAUUCAGGCUGCAGUACUAUACCAACUGUAACAACGAGCUGACGGGUAACCGGGGUGUGAUAGAGAGCCCCAGCUUCCCCAACCCGUACCCGCACCAGGCCAACUGUACCUGGACGGUGCGUUCGACACGCGGGAACAAGAUCAACGUCACAUUCGCCGCUUUCAACCUAGAGAGUCACACACUGUGUAAUUUUGAUAGGCUGCAGGUGGGUUGUGUUUACGGAGCGACCCCGACCUCCACCGUGCUGGGCAACUACUGCGGCGCCACCAUCCCCGCCCCCUUCCAGUCCUCCGGCAACGCCCUCUGGUUCAACUUCAACUCCGACCUUUCUAUCGCCUACCACGGCUUCCGCAUGGAAUGGGUGGUCGACGGGGUGUUCUGACCGGCAUGCAGGGCACCUUCACAACGCCCAACUACCCCCAGCAGUACAACAACUACCAGGAGUGCCACUGGACCAUUACCGUGCCAACGGGCUACGCUAUCGAGCUCACCUUCACCGACUUUAAUCUGGAGUUCCAUUCUACGUGUGCUUAUGAUGGUGUGGAGGUUUUCGCAGGAAUCGACAGCCAGGGCCCACGUCUGACCCAACUGUGUCACACAACGAUCACGAACCAGACCAUGCGCUCCACCGGAAACAACAUGUUUGUCAAGUUCCGCACGGAUAUGUCCGUGACUGGUACCGGAUUCUCUGCAAAUUACAGGGCUAUUGAGGGCGGUUGUGGCGGUAACUUCUCGGUGCCCUCAGCGGUCAUCCAGUCGGCUAACUACCCCGACAACUACCCUCACAACACAGAGUGUGAGUGGUACAUAACAGUGGCCGAGGGCCAUGUGGUCAACCUCACUUUCACAGACUUUGAGCUGGAGGAUGGGAGCUGUCAGUUUGAUUAUGUUAAUCUCUACGACGGACACACGACAAACAACACUCUGCUGGUCUCACUAUGCGACAUCUCCUUGCCCUCCCCACCCUCCUACAUCUCCAACAAUAACCGAAUGCUUGUGAGGAUGCGAACUGACUCCUCUGUGAGUCACAAGGGAUUCUCUGCCAUCUACACCACCACAUGUGGUGGGGAGUUCAUCGCCCCGUCUGGCAGCUUCAUCAGCCCCAGCUACCCAAACAGUUACCCGAUGAGCGUGGAGUGUGUCUGGCAGAUCAGAACUUCACCAGGGAACUCUGUCUCUCUCUCCUUCCCGUUCUUCUCUCUGGAGCCUAACGGUGGUUACAACGGCGACUACGUGGAGAUCCGAUCCCCCAAUGCUUCCGGAACACUAAUGGGCCGCUGGACAGGAAGUGACGGGCCAGACAACGUAACUUCUGUCCACGGUGCCUGGAUCAUAUUCCGGUCAGACGAGCAGACGCCAGGCCAAGGGUUUACGGCCACCUGGACUCUGAGCUCUGGCUGUGACUACGAGUAUGUGGCCACGGAAGAGUACCAGAACUUUACCACCCCCAACUACCCUGACAACUACGAGAACGGAAUGCGAUGCAGCUACCGAAUCCGGUCCCCUGAGGGCACAACCAUCUUGAUCAACAUCACAGAUAUGAUUCUGGAGGGGUCGCCCUAUAGCUGCUCUUACGAUUACCUCCGGUUUUACGAUGGUUGCGGAGGAAGGUUCACUCGCAACACCCCGCGUGGCAUCAUCAAGUCCCCGGGCUACCCACAGAACUACCCGGCAGACCAGGAAUGUACCUGGCGAGUCAACGUGAGACCGGGCAAGACCAUCGCGGUCAACUUUGCCACCCCCUUCAACAUCGCAGACACCGACAACUGCAACAAUGAUUAUCUUCUGCUGCUGAAUGGUAGGUCUCUCACCUCCCCACCCCUCUACAACAACAGUGCCAACUACACCGGGCGUCUGUGUGGUUCUGUUCGACCCAGCAACAUAGAGACAGACGCCAACAACCUCUUUGUCAAAUUCGUCGCUGACCAGAGCGGGUCCGGUGCUGGGUUUUCGUUGAACUUCACCGAGAGAUCUGUUGCUUGUGGUGGCACGCUGUCUCUCACACGAACCAUGAGUGAAGGAUUUUUCACUUCGCCGAACUACCCCGAGGUGUACCCGCACAAUGUGGACUGCCUGUGGGUGAUUCUGUCGCCCGCCAACACCAGAAUCCGGCUCGACUUCGUGGGGAAUUUCAGCAUCGAGAAUCAUCCCGACCCGGUUCAGAACUGAUGACAGCAUCCCUCGCCAGGGAUUCAGGAUUCGUUAUUCUAUCGACACCUGUGGCGGUAACCUGGUUGCUUCGAGCGGUCAACUGACCAGCCCCAACUUCCCGAGUCACUAUGGCAACAACCUGGACUGCGAGUGGACGAUCCGCGGCCCUGUGGGUCACUUCCUGCAGUUCAACUUCACGCAGUUCAGCGUGGAGAGAGCCGUCAACUGCUCCAAGGACGUGGUGGAGAUCAGAGACGGGAACGCAACGUCCAAUGUGCUCUUUUCCAACUGCGGAAUCCGGCAAACAUACCCACCUGUAGAGACCUCGGACAACACAGCCUACAUCCGCUUCCACACCGACGACAGCGGAAUCCGCAAUGGGUUCAGGCUGCUUUUCCAGGCCAGCGUGGAAGAAUGCGGUGGAAACUUAAACAGCCCCAGCGGAGUGCUGACGUCACCAAACUUCCCCAACCCGUACGCCCACCGACGUCUGUGUCGCUGGAGGAUCACCGUGCCCGAAGGUCGCCGAGUGACCUUGACCUUCACCGACUUUGAGCUGGAGAGAAUUUCUGGACGCUUCUGCAGAUGGGACUUUGUCAUGAGUGUGGAGGAUACAUCGACACGGCCCCUGGCAACUUCAGCUCCCCAGGCUUCCCGUCUGCCAAUUACACGCACAGUCUCAACUGUGUGUGGCGCAUACACAACCCUAACAUUCGUAACUCUUCCCUCCUGCUCAGACUAGCCGCGCUCAAUUUGGAGUUCCACGCCGCUUGCGCUUACGACUAUCUCGAGAUCCGGGAAGGCCCCUUGGUGAACUCCCCCGUCAUCAAACGUUUCUGCGGAAAUUCCUCGGGUGACGAGUCCAUCGUGAUCCCUGGCGCUGAUGCCUACGUCCUGUUCCGCACGGACGGCUCCAUAGCCCUGAGGGGUUUCUGGCUGAUGCAUCAAUUCACUCAGUGCGGAGGAGUGCUCACAAGUCAGACGGGCGUCAUCACUAGUCCCAACUACCCCAACAACUACGACCACAACGACGCCUGUUCUUGGUUGAUUAGUCUACCGGAGGGCAGUCGUGUGAGGAUAAACUUCGAUGACUUCCAAUUCGAGAACCACACGGACUGCCAAUACGACUAUCUACAAAUCCAAAAUGGCGGCCUGCCAGACUCGCCCCAGAUUGGUCAGUUCUGCGGUAACAGCCUGCCUCCAGAAAUUUUCUCUCAGGGCAACCAAGUGCGCAUCACCAUGCGAACUGACUUCUCGCUCAGCGCAAGAGGUUUCCGUCUCCGAUAUGCAGCCGAUACUGGAGGAUGUGGAGGAAUGUACCACAGCAAUGAGGGAUACAUCGCCUCACCCAACUACCCAUCCAGUUAUCCUCACAACACUGAGAUUUACUCACUUCGACUUGGAGCGACAUUCUAGAUGUGGCUUUGACUCCGUGGAGGUAUUUGACGGACCCAACGCCACCUCUCCCUCCCUGGGCCGCUUCUGUGGCGACGCUAGCACUCUGCCGGAGAGCAUCCGGGCGACGGGGAACCAUAUGUUUGUCAGGUUCAGAACCGACUGGUCAGUGCAAAAGGACGGAUUCAGGGCUACUUACUAUGAGACUUUCGGUCCGGCUCAGGGAUGUGGCGGAGUGUUAAGACAGCCGAGUGGACAGAUCAGGUCUCUAGACGCUGACGGUGACGGGCGCUAUGAGAGCAACCUCAACUGCGAGUGGCUUAUCUAUGUUGGACGGAGCCACCAAGGACUCGCCAGGUCUGGGUAUAUUCUGCGGCAGCACCGUGCCUUCCCCUCUCACAUCCUCCGGCAAUGUGAUCCUGGUAGUGUUCAAGUCUGACUUUAGCUACAGCGGGGCUGGGUUCAACGCUUCAUUCAGCGAGAGCAACAGACUGUGCGGAGGAUUCCUCAACGCCACCAGUGAGCCACAGACCAUCCAGUCUCCCAACUACCCGAAUCCCAUGGGCACACAACUGCGUUGUACCUGGGUCCUGGACGGUGGCUCCGAGCACGUCUACGACUUCGUCAAGGUCACCGUCACCGACCUACAGCUAGCAGCUGAAUCCUCUUGCCGGGACGAGUACCUCAUGAUAACGGACACGCCUAUGGACUCACAGGCCCAUACCUACCACUACUGCGGCACCACCAUCCCUCGACCUUUCAUCUCGCGCAAGAACCAGGCGUCUGUCAUCUACUCCUUGCCCGCGGGCUCCUCUAGCAGUGGCUUCAGCCUCACCUACGAGACGACCAGUUGCAACCAGAACUACAGUACAGGCGACAACGGCCGCAUCACCAGUCCCUGGUACCCCGGCUCUUACCGCUUCAGCUCUGACUGUCGCAGCACGGUGGAGACUCCAGAGGGAACGACCUUGACCCUGUACUUCGCAAAGUUCUACCUGGAGCGCCAUAGCCGUUGCCGAUACGACAGUUUGACGAUCUAUAACAACACCAACUUCGAAGUGGCGAAGCUGUGCGGCAAUUACCUCCCUGACCCCAUCUUCCUCUCCGACAACAAGGCCACCCUCAGGCUCCGCACAGACUCCUCGGUGCAGUACUUAGGCUACGACAUCACUUAUGUGGCCUCCACUCAAGGAAGCCGUGUCGAACCGUAUGUUCAAUGAACCCAUCCUUGUGCGCCUUGUGGUGCAUCCCGACGAACCGGCCCCGAUCUUCCGACUCUUCUUCUACGACACUUCCUACCCCGUCACCUACUAGAGCACAUCAGGUGUCGAACUCAAGGCCGCCCGUGGGGACAGGGCUUCUGGAAUUGGCCGGGAGAACAAAUUUAACUCUUUCACUACCACAAGCUUUGUUUCGCGGCCCAUAUAAAUAACCCCCCGCGCCGGACAGCACGUCUUGUUUCACGGCUCUCCACAUUCUGUCUCAAAACCUCACCUACUUUUGUAAUAAUUGAAUCUGAAAUCUCAGGCUGAGGCUGACAAAUUAUUGUUUUUAGCUACCUGUUGUGAUAGGUCAUUAUUUUCCCUUUAUUUCGGAAUGUAACACAUCAUGUGGCUAAUGUUGAAAAUUGAGCGGAAAAAUUUUUUAAUUUGUCCGAGGGUAGACAGAAUCAGAACGUAGGUCACAGAUAGGGCCCGGUCCAGGUGAGGAAACCCCCCCCCCCCCCCCAGUACUGAAAGAGUUAAUCUGGCAUCCGGCCCACGAGAGAAUUUUAGGUUGUCCAUCUUGAGAUUCUUCAAAGAUCCACUCCAAAACAUUAAAUUUUAAUUUGAGGCGUGCUGACAAAAUGAGUUUUAGUUCUUGGAUUUUAGCCCCCUACGGAAAUAGCUAUGUUAAAUUUAUAGGUUGAGUUUGUAUAAAAUGAUUUAUUAGUUUGUAAUAAUAAAAGACGUGGUUAAUUUGAAAAAAGGUGUACAAGUUGAAAAUGUACUAAUUGAGCCCUGUGUCCAUUUUCGGCAAUACAAACUUGUUACCAAGAAAGGAAGCCAAUCAUCCUGCUCAGACACAAAAUAUAGUUAUUAUUAUUCGCAUAAGAUCUAAAGAGCGAAAAAAUGUUUUGCCUUGAUAUUGUAAUGUUUUAAACUUUGAUCUGUUUCAAUUCAUAAUAUCAUUGAUUUUAAAUUAAAGAAAGGCUUAGUUUUCUACUUGACUUCUCAUUGAGAGUUUAUCUAUUUCAGAUCGCCACCUUAAG
Messenger RNA from Aplysia californica (California sea hare), 7630 nucleotides. Its product is annotated as cubilin. Lineage: Eukaryota; Metazoa; Mollusca; Gastropoda; Aplysiida; Aplysiidae. The record is from RefSeq and is a predicted model, not a curated record. Gene Ontology annotation, molecular function: calcium ion binding.